CAAACAAAUCGGUUUCCAAAUUCCACUGAAUUUUCAGUAAUUCAGUUAGAGAAUUUUUAAUUUAUCGAUAGCUAACAGUGAAAUUUCUUUUCAUUUUCCAGUAAUAUGAUGCAACAUCAGUACUGGGUAACAAAAAAGACUGUGCUAAAAAAACUAGGAACCAAAGAAGAUGAGUGUAUUGUUGCGUCCGACGCCGAGCUUGAUGCCAAACUGGAAUUAUUUCGAUCAAUAUCAGACAGCUGCUUACAAUUACAGCGAGUAUUGGACCAAUAUCAGGAGCGAUUGUGUAUUUUGGCUCAAGAAGAAAAUUCAUUAGGAAAGUUUUUGCGAGAUGCAGGAAAAAAUGCGGAUGCAUCCGGUAAACACAUGGUAUCAGCUGGAAAAGCAAUUUCCUAUUCUGGUCAACAGCGCUUAUCGGUGAGGGGACCGCUCUUGAGGCUUUAUCAUGAAGUAGAAACUUUUCGAGGUCGCGCCGUGAGCGAUAUGCGGGCGACUGUGUCAGCUAUGGAAAAAGCCCGAAUUGAAUACCGUGCCGCUCUCAGCUGGAUGAAAUCAACGAGCGCACAGUUAGAUCCCGAUACUGGACGCGGCCUUGACAACUUCCGAAAGGCACAGCGACAAGUACGCGAGAGCAAAAAACUAUUUGAUAAAUUAACUCUGGAUGUGUUGCAAAAAAUUGAUCUCUUAGCUGCGGCCAGAUGUAACAUGUUUUCUCAUGUACUGUCUAACUACCAAGGGUCCUUCAUAACUUUUGCUACAAAAGUAGCACAAACUCUGACAGCAACUGCGGACACAAUGAAUGCCACUCCACAGUAUGAGUUCUCUAUCCUGAAGGAAUUGUCUCAGACACUGGGUGAAGGUGAAAGCAAGCAAGAGGUGACACCUCAGGACAAAGAUCAGAUGUUAUUUUUUCAGGAUGAAUUUAAAGAUGACAAUCCAGAGACCAGUGAGAAACCAAAAACAGACAACGAAAAUGACAAAGAACCGUCCAAUGAGAGAGAUGCAAAGCCCAGUACUUCGGUAAACCUGAUUGAUACAAGCUACUUGGAAUCAGAGUCAUCUAGCGGAAAUGCUGGGAUACUAUCUGAAUUAGCUGGCCUACAGUUAGAUUGCGGUGAUGGACAAGGCGGAGUCGGAACCUUUUUGCCCUCGCAAUUGUUACAAAAUUCGUCCAGCUUGCUCCAAGGACUGAUGACCCCAGUAAGCAGCAACAACAAUCAGACACAAGCGGUGAAAUCAGUACACACUUCAAAGCCAGCACCAAGUUCCGUUGUUCCGAAGAAAGAGGAUAAAGCAGCUUGGUUUAAACUCUUUGCUGAACUGGAUCCACUGGCUAACCCUGACAACCUUCCAGGGUCAAACACAAACCAGAGCCAUGCAGCCUAAUGCAAUGUAGGUAUUUUUCUAGACAAAGAGCUUAGAUUAUGUUAAACACAUUCAUUUUAAAUAACAUAGUGGUCUUCUUUCUGUCGAUGUUACCUAUCUAACUCUUGUGGGCACGGUAACUAAUAGCACUGAGUUGUAACUCACCAAAAACCUAUGUGAAACUGUGUGCAUAUUAAUCAUAUUAUAAACCUUUAUUUUUAUAAUAACCAUUGUGAGACAUACUCAAUUUACAUAAAAACGCGAGUUACUCAUGUUAACAUA
Molecule: messenger RNA, 1647 nt
Organism: Spodoptera litura
Lineage: Eukaryota; Metazoa; Arthropoda; Insecta; Lepidoptera; Noctuidae
Gene: ICA69
Product: islet cell autoantigen 1-like protein
Biological process (GO): regulation of transport
Cellular component (GO): Golgi apparatus
Molecular function (GO): protein domain specific binding
Source: RefSeq, a predicted model, not a curated record